AAGGAAAUGGUCGAUCAUAAGGAUAAAGAUUUCGUUAGCGAUUUCAAGAAAUUCCUCAGCAAAGAGGACACUUCCUGGUCCUUGAAAAUCGUCACGUUGUUCGAAAUAUUCAUAACAAUUAUCGCGGUUUUGUUCGUGAUUCUAAUCGUCGUUUAUCGAACGCAAUAUUCAUCGAACAAAGCGAAUAUAUGCCUGAGCGCGGAUUGCGUGGACUCCUCGGAGUUCUUCCGCGACAUCAUCGACAACUCCAUCGACCCGUGCGAGGAUUUCUACGAGUUCGCCUGCGGGGGCUACGAGGGGCCCACUUCCACCCUGCAGGAGGCGCAGGCGAGGGUGCUGGGGGAGUUCGUUUCGCUGAUAACGGGUCCUGCGAAGGGCGAGGACGAGCCUUCGGUGAGGAAGCAGAAGAAGUACUUCCAGGCGUGCAUGGACACGGCGAGGAUCGAGCAGGACGACAGCAGGAGCGCGCGGGAGUUGUACGGGAAGCUGGGGGGAUGGCCGGCGUUGAGUUACGAGUGGGUGAACAAGUUUUGUUUGGGGUGUAUGGUGGAGAAGUGCGCGGAUUUGGGGUUGAGUUACGAUUGGUUUAUUGAGGUCGAUGUGGAGGUGGAUGGUGAUGGGUAUCCUACGUUGAGGCUUUCCGCUCCUGUAAGAUCAGUUAAUAUAGUCGAGUCUCAGUUUAAAGAUAACUACCAAUUACUCGUGGAAAAUGUCAUAAAACGAAUAAGAGCUAAUAACAGCUUGGACAACAUUUCAAUAGCGGCAAAAUCCGUAGUGGAUUUCGAAGAAUCCCUAGCGAAGAUAGUUUCGAAAUCUGGUGAAAACUACACGCAAACAACCAUAGAUGAUUUGCAAACGAUGUUUCCAAAUUUACCAUUAAACGCUUUCAUCAAAAACGUGGAAAUGGAUAAAAACGCCACAAUAGAAGCAAACGUUGCCUACAUAGCCAAAUUAUUGAGAUUUCUCGAAAAGAGCAGUUCCAGAACAACAGUCAACUACAUAAUGUGGAAAAUAACAGAAAACCUCUCCAAAUUCCUACCCACGAACAUUCGAAGAGAAUUCGACAUUUACAACGAAGACACCGCCAACCGCACGAACCCCAAACGCGAAACCUUCUGCUACAGAACCACCGAAGUGCUAUUCGCCUACGUCUCGGAGGCGGCCUACGCCCGAAAAUACGCCUCCGCCCGGCCCACCAUCCAAACCAUCUUCGACAACAUCAAGCUGGUGACGAAGGACCACAUCGACGCCGCCAAAUGGAUGGACGACGCUCACAAGACGCGCGCCGUCGAAAAAUUACAGAACGUCAGCCUGACGAUCGGCGGGCCCGAGGAGGUCUUCGACGCGCCGAGCUUCGACAGAUCCAUCGGCGUCGAUAAGGUCGACAUCUUGGACAUCGGCAACGUGUUAGAUAUCGUACGAGCGACGGACAGGAGUCGCGAUAAGUACAACUUGGAUUUGAAGAGGAGAAGGAUCGUUGAUGCCGAUGGGAGAUUGUACGCCGAUAUAGUGGAUAUUCACGCGAUGAGAUACAUACCGGAGGAUAAUGUAAUAUAUUUUCCUGCUGCUUUUAUAGGCGGCGUCUUCGACUCGCACAAAGGUUUGCAUUUUCGCAAUUACAGCGUGCUGGGUAUAGUGCUGGCGCAUGAAUUGUCCCACGCUUUCGGGAUUUUGGACGCUUAUGAUCCCAUCGAGCAUGUAUUAUUGAACAACUGGUCGAAUUCCACUUAUCAAGCCUUCCUGAACGCCACCGAUUGCCUGAUGGAGCAAUGCUUCGAUUUCAACGAUACCACGCAAGUUCAACACACUAACAAUAGCCGAUGCAUUCGAACGUUCGACGAAAACUUCGCCGAUUACGCGUCAGUGGACGUCGCUUUCGAGGCUUUUAAGAAAAUCAAAGCGGAAGAAAUCAACCAACUUCCAGGCCUGAAGUACAAAUUGGACGAGCUGUUUUGGAUCAGUUACGCUGCCACUAUGUGCGACAGCAUGAAUACCACCGCGCAAUCCAAAACAAAUCCCUUCAUCAAGACCCAUCUGGAACCAUCCAAGAGGAUACUGGGCUCCUACAGGAACUCCAAAUAUUUCUCCGAAACCUUCAAUUGCACCGAGGACAGUUACAUGAAUCCAGCUGACAAAUGCGUAGUUUUGUAGAAAAAAUACUAACUUAUUUAAAAAAAUAAUAGAAUUUUUAAUUACCUACAAGUA
Phyllotreta striolata is the source of this 2205-nucleotide messenger RNA. Lineage: Eukaryota; Metazoa; Arthropoda; Insecta; Coleoptera; Chrysomelidae. The record is from the annotation of a GenBank genome assembly.